Molecule: messenger RNA, 4135 nt
Organism: Nannospalax galili (Upper Galilee mountains blind mole rat)
Lineage: Eukaryota; Metazoa; Chordata; Mammalia; Rodentia; Spalacidae
Gene: Fbxl7
Product: F-box and leucine rich repeat protein 7
Exons: 4
Coding region: 88-1563 (491 amino acids)
Biological process (GO): SCF-dependent proteasomal ubiquitin-dependent protein catabolic process
Cellular component (GO): SCF ubiquitin ligase complex
Molecular function (GO): protein binding
Source: RefSeq, a predicted model, not a curated record
CCAGCCUGCUUUCCUCUGGCCCAACGCCUGCGAGGUGCGCCCCAGCUAUGCAGUGUCCAGGGAGACGGCGGGCAUGACGGCGACAGGAUGGGCGCGAACAAUGGCAAACAGUACGGCAGUGAGGGCAAAGGCAGCUCAAGCAUCUCAUCCGACGUGAGUUCAAGUACAGAUCACACGCCAACCAAAGCCCAGAAGAAUGUGGCCACCAGUGAAGACUCGGACUUGAGCAUGCGCACACUGAGCACGCCCAGCCCAGCCUUGAUAUGUCCACCUGCUUUGCCAGGAUUUCAGAAUGGAAGGGGCUCAUCCACUUCUUCAUCCUCCAUCACCGGGGAGACCGUGGCCAUGGUCCACUCCCCGCCCCCGACCCGCCUCACUCACCCACUCAUCCGGCUUGCCUCCAGACCCCAGAAAGAGCAAGCCAGCAUAGACCGACUCCCGGACCAUUCCAUGGUGCAGAUCUUCUCCUUCCUGCCCACCAACCAGCUGUGCCGCUGUGCACGUGUGUGCCGCCGCUGGUACAACCUGGCCUGGGACCCGCGUCUUUGGAGGACUAUCCGCCUAACGGGUGAGACCAUCAACGUGGACCGUGCUCUGAAGGUGCUGACCCGCAGGCUCUGCCAGGACACCCCCAACGUGUGUCUCAUGCUGGAAACUGUCAUUGUCAGUGGCUGCCGGCGGCUCACAGACAGAGGGCUUUACACCAUUGCACAGUGCUGCCCAGAACUGAGGCGCUUGGAGGUCUCAGGUUGUUAUAAUAUCUCCAAUGAGGCUGUCUUCGAUGUGGUGUCCCUCUGCCCCAACCUGGAGCACCUGGAUGUUUCAGGAUGCUCCAAAGUGACCUGCAUCAGCUUGACCCGGGAGGCCUCCAUUAAACUGUCCCCCUUGCAUGGCAAACAGAUUUCCAUCCGCUACUUGGACAUGACGGACUGCUUCGUGCUGGAGGACGAAGGCCUGCACACCAUUGCAGCGCACUGCACGCAGCUCACUCACCUCUACCUGCGCCGCUGCGUCCGCCUCACCGAUGAGGGUCUCCGCUACCUGGUGAUCUACUGUACAUCCAUCAAGGAGCUGAGCGUCAGUGACUGCCGCUUCGUCAGUGACUUUGGCCUUCGAGAGAUUGCCAAGCUGGAGUCCCGCCUGCGGUACCUCAGCAUCGCCCACUGUGGCCGCAUCACCGACGUGGGCAUCCGUUACGUGGCCAAGUAUUGCAGCAAGUUGCGCUACCUCAACGCGAGGGGCUGUGAGGGCAUCACGGACCAUGGUGUAGAGUACCUUGCGAAGAACUGCACAAAACUCAAAUCUCUGGACAUUGGCAAAUGCCCUUUGGUCUCUGACACAGGCCUGGAGUGCCUGGCCUUGAACUGCUUCAAUCUCAAGAGGCUGAGCCUCAAGUCCUGUGAGAGCAUCACGGGCCAGGGUCUGCAGAUCGUGGCUGCCAACUGCUUUGACCUACAGAUGCUGAAUGUCCAGGACUGUGAAGUUUCGGUGGAGGCCCUGCGGUUUGUAAAACGGCACUGCAAACGCUGUGUCAUCGAGCACACCAACCCUGCCUUCUUCUGAACCUGAACCAAGGGCUCCCACAGGGUUUGUUUUCACAGGAACGGGAACCAAACACAAUGUUCUGUAAAAGCAGCAUAUGUAAGCACUGCACCCACUCAUAGCAGCUAUUUCUUCCAGGAAGGUUCUUGGGAACUGGCUUUUAUUUUUCAUUUCUCAUGAGCAAAAGAGGUCAAGGAAAUGAAGGGGAGUAGGGGAGGAACCACUUUCUAUCUCAGUAAACUGGCCUGGCUCAGGUCAGUUGUAGGCAUUCCUCAACAGGUUGGCUCUGCCUUCAGAAAUGCACCUUAGUCCCCUCUUCCUCUUCCCCUCCUGUACCCAAAGCUCCACAUCCCUGUCCUGCAUCCCCCCAGCAGCAGCAACAUUCAGCAUCAGAGUAACAAGGCUCUCUAAAUAUCCUCUUUAAACUUCUUGAUGGUAAAAAGUCCCAUUCCUAAAUCCUACACCAAGCAAAUUGUGAUUAAAUUGAUGCCAUCACUCUGGGUGUGCAAAGAGCUUUCCAAGGCUUUAAAAGGCACAUUAUGGCAAGUCACACAGUAUAAGAAGAGAGCUCUCCACACCCAGUACCCCUCCCCAGCUCUGCCACUAACCAGCUGUGUGACUUUGGUCAAAGCAGUCCACCUCUUUGGGCUUCCUAGCACUAAAUCAAGAGGACAUCCAGCUGAAGGAUUAGCUUCAGGCCCACAGUAGAGUUGAAAGAGCAGAGAUGCCCUUAAAGACCCUUGGCAUAAAGCCUCGUAUUUCUUCCAAGAAAAUGGAUUCUGUAGAUGAGCUGUGAUUUCAGGUGGUUCUGCAGUGUCAUCAUCAGUGUACAAAGGGUCCUGUAUGUGUGUCCCAGCACAACUCUGUUUGUAUUGGUGGAAGAGGCUUUUGCACAUCCCCACAUUGCUGAAUGCUCUGAUUUCCAUGUAUACAUGCUUGCAACAUUCCCUCACCCCCACAGUAUCUUAUCCAAGCAGAAGAGACCCUCCUCAAAGGAAGCCUAGAUCUCCCUGUCAAUUUGCCUCCUCUGAGCACUUUCAAAUCCAAGGAAAGACGCUCACAAUUUUAAUUAACAAAUGGGGCCCAAGGGAACCCAUGUCCUUAUAGGUUUUCUAAUUCUUCUCAAUGCACAUAUGCAAAGCAUCAGGCACAUCUGUCCUGCAGCCAGCAGGGACAGACAUCUUGGAUCUUUGUCAUUCACAUCACAUUUUGACUUUUCUCAUCUAUUUAUUUCUUCAUCACACAAAGCCGAUUGGGGUUACGUUUGAAAGUGUUUAAUUGUGCAAACUGCUCCCUUGCCUCCUGCCCCAGCUGUCUAUCUGCAUGGUUUCCAUUAAAGAGCAUAAAGCAGACUUCCAGGUAUUUUGAUACUGUUCACUGGAAAGUGCUGGACACGUAGAAGAUAGAGUACACUGGUAAGACAGUGCUAGGUCCACCCGUCGAGACCUUACACAAAAUAUUAAAAUCAUUUCAAAUUUUGAAUUUUAAGUGGAUGGACUUUUAAAUAGUCUUUUCUGAAUGCACAUCAAUUUGCUACCCUCAUUUUUAAGACUCGGGUAGCCAGAAGAAAUCCUAUUGCUUAUUUUCAUGAAAUCUGAUUGCCUUUUUUUAGAAAACCCAUAACCUUUACCAAAUUAUUCUCUAGCCACUUUCCUUCUCCAUCACAGUGGAAACAGCUCACCCAUCUUCUUCUCUGAGGUCCAUUCUUCAAUCCCAAAACCUCUGCUUUUCCAGGCCAAGCAAGCUAAAUUUGUUGCAGACCAAGCUUAUACACCACUCGACAACUGCACUCCCACUGUAGGCUCCGGUGUGUACUAUUGUCUUAUGUUGGGAAGGAGAAGUUAGUGAUGAGCUGGCAUCUCUUCAGGAGGUGUCCUGUCAUUCAUCCUGUGAAUCAUAGCUUCCUGUUCAGUUCACACCAUCAUCAGUGCAGAUGGUUAAUCAAGACUAUGCCACGAGGGAAAAUAAAAGUUUUGGCUGGGGACAGUAUCUAGUGAUAGCCACAGAGUUUAGAAUCACAAAAGAAAUUCAUGAAAGCACUUCCCUGCUCCUUGAUUUGUGGCUCUACCUAACAUUUCAGAAUUUGAGGGUCACAAAGGAUUGUCUGUAACCAUUGACACUGGGGUGCUCCAAAAUGUCCUAGCUUAAUACUCCCAGCGAGUGGGGGGAUCCAAAAUAGUUCACUAAGCCAUUUGGAAUGACAUUAUCACCAACAACUGACUAUUUCACCUGAACUGUCUUUCAAGUGUGAGACCAGUGGACUGCUCGAACUCACUGGUUGCCCAGCACAUGGUCUUUCCCAGUCUCUCCCUUUCCCAGCCUCUUCAUCAGUUCUGCUCUGAAUGUGAAUCUGUGACAGAGGUUACUGGGAAACAGCUCAGCAGAUUUUUCAAGACUAAACAAAGACCUCGCUAGGAAAUUUAUCUGUUUUAAAAUAUGUCUUCCUUCCUGGCUGUGCUAAACUGAAUGCUCAUCUUUGUUGGUUUUUGUUUCUUUCUUUCUUUUUAAUUUUAAUGUUCAAAUCACUGCGUGCUGUAUGACUCUAGAAAGCCUUAAUUUACUUCCACCAAGAAAUAAAGCAAUAUGUUGAUAA